This is a messenger RNA of Achroia grisella, 1847 nucleotides long. RefSeq lists its product as uncharacterized. Bases 395 to 1672 code for a protein of 425 amino acids. The transcript has 5 exons. Lineage: Eukaryota; Metazoa; Arthropoda; Insecta; Lepidoptera; Pyralidae. The record is from RefSeq and is a predicted model, not a curated record.
AUGCGUCCCACCCCCUUGCAGGAUCUAUCCGUUUCCGCUCUCAAAUCAAAUAGAUUUGACCUCGAAACUUUAAUUUUCGUAUUAUUGAAUUAAAAUAAUUACAUAUCAAGUGCAUAGAGUACAUAUUAAAAGUGAAACUAUAUUCGGAGUUAUAGGCACAGAAAUAUAUGCAACAAACCUUCAGAACUUCGAUUAAUUUUAAAUUUGGAAUCUGCGCCGGGUUUCAUGAGUAAGAUAUGUAUUGGUUAAGUCAACCUAUAAAUUACUAAUAUAACUAAAAGAGUUUUAAAUGAAUGAGUAAAUUAAUUAAAGUUAAGUAAAGUUCUAUCAGAUCAAUAUUGUAGUAGUAUUUUUUUAUGUGACUGUAAUGGUACACAAGCUGGUUGCUCCGUAGAUGGUAAAUGUAAUGGCUGAAGAAGACUUUUCUACCUUGAUACAUAUUUCUCCAGCGCUCACCAACGAGAAGCUCAGCUACUCACUCACUCAAUGGUUUGGUGAACCAAUGACCUUCACUCACUGGGAGUAUUUGAGCGACACCGGCAAAGGCGAUUCGUAUCUGAGCGAACUUAUCAAAAUAAAGAUACACGGCAAAACCGGAGCUGACACAUCCAAAUAUGUCCAAGUUAUAUUAAAGAAUAUACCUAAAAGUCUAUCUAGAAGAUUAACAUACAAAAGUGACGAGUUUUUCAAGAACGAGAUAAACUUCUAUGAGAAAGUCUUGCCAGCGUUAAUAAAAUUUCAAUCAACCAAAACUGUAUCAGAUCCUUUCGAUAAAUAUGUGAAAUUAUUCCUAUCGUACAGCGAUGGAGUCAAUGACGUGAUCUGUCUUGAAGAUGCGUCGCUAGAAAACUUUGGAAGCGCCGUUAGACAAGAAGGCAUAGACUAUGAACAUUGUAAAAUAACUUUUAAAGUGCUUGCACAGUUCCAUGCACUAUCCUUUGCCAUGAAAGAUCAACAACCUGAGGAAUUUGAGAAGAUCAGGACCGAAGUGUUCGAGACAUACUAUCAUGACAGGCUCCGAGAUUGGUAUACAAGGUUUUGGAACAGAAUCAGUGGUAUAGCCAUCGAUGCUGUAGAAAGAGAGUAUCCUAAUACAAUUUAUGUGGAGAAGAUAAAGAAAUUUGCAGUUCCUGAACGUUACGACGACAUGAUCGCUGCUGCAACGGGAACUUUAGAGACUGGUGUAAUAUCCCAUGGAGAUUCUUGGACCAACAAUUUCUUAUACAAAUAUGUGAAUAGCUCUCCGGUAGAUGCGAAAAUAAUUGAUUUUCAGCUAUCAAGGUGUGCAUCCCCCGUGUUAGAUAUUGCUUUUGUGGUAUACGCAUGCACUACCCAAGACAUGAGGGAUAAGUACUAUGAUGAAUUGCUGAAAUAUUAUUACGAAGUGUUGGCGAAACAAAUAAGAGAGCUGGGCAGUGACCCAGAUAAAUUGUAUUCAUAUGAGGUCUAUAUGGCCGAGAUAAAGAAAUACUCGUACUUUGGACUGGCGUUCAGUUUUGAGUCGACCCCGUUUAUUAUUUUGGCGCCUGAGGAUGCUGUCAAUAUGGAGAUGAAGGGUGAUGAAAAAUUGAACAUCGAUGAUGUGUGGCAGAUGAAACCUUUCAAGACGAAGGAGGGUAGACUUCGGGAGGCGAAUAAUGUGGUGCAUUGCGUGGACAGAGGAUACAUAUAAAAUAAUAUGUAUGUCAGUCUUUAUAAGUAUACAGAUACAGAGUUAGUCAUAAAGGGUAUUUGUAUGGUAUAUGUCUACAUAUUUACAUAAAUGUAUGGGAAGGGGAAAAUAUGCGUAUUUUUUUAUGAUUUAUUCUAUUUAAAUAAAAGAAUUGACAAAGAAAUGUUAAAAAGAC